Molecule: messenger RNA, 1453 nt
Organism: Octodon degus (degu)
Lineage: Eukaryota; Metazoa; Chordata; Mammalia; Rodentia; Octodontidae
Gene: Pcsk1n
Product: proprotein convertase subtilisin/kexin type 1 inhibitor
Exons: 3
Coding region: 71-856 (261 amino acids)
Biological process (GO): negative regulation of endopeptidase activity
Molecular function (GO): endopeptidase inhibitor activity
Source: RefSeq, a predicted model, not a curated record
CGCUCUCCCAGCGCUGCGCACUUGCCAGCUAGUCCGCCCGCCCGUCCGGAGCCCGGCUCGCUGGAGCAGCAUGGCGGGGUCGCCACUGCUCCACGGGCCGCGGGCCGGGGGCGUCGGCCUUCUGGUGUUGCUGCUGUUGAGCCUCCUUCGGCUGCCUCCCGCUCUCUGCGCGCGGCCAGUAAAGGAGGCUCGCAGCCUAAACGCAGCGUCUACGCCUAUGGCUGAGGCCAGCCCCCCGCGCCGCUUCCGCCGGGCAGCGCCCAGAGGAGGAGAGGCUGCGGGUGCGGUGCAGGAGCUGGCGCGGGCGCUGGCGCACCUGCUGGAAGCCGAGCGGCAGGAGCGGGCUCGGGCUGAAGCGCAGGAGGCUGAGGAUCAGCAGGCACGCGUUCUGGCGCAGCUAUUGCGCGUCUGGGGCUCUCCCCGUGCCUCCGACACGCCGCUCGGCCUGGAUGACGACCCCGACGCGCCGGCUGCGCAGCUCGCCCGCGCCCUGCUCCGUGCCCGCCUGGACCCUGCGGCCCUCGCAGCCCAGCUUGUUCCCGCACCUGCGCCGGCCGCUGCACACCGACCCCGGCCCCCAGUCUAUGACGAUGGCCCCACGGGCCCAGAUACGGAGGACACUGGUGACGAGACACCCGACGUGGACCCAGAGCUGCUGAGGUAUUUGCUGGGGCGAAUCCUCACGGGAAGCGGGGAGCCUGAAGCUGGGGCCGCCCCUCGUCGCCUUCGCCGCGCAGCCGACCAGGAUUUGAGUCCUGAGGUUCCCCCUGAAGGUGUUUUGGGGGCACUGCUUCGAGUGAAACGCCUAGAGAACCCCCCGCCCCCGGCGCCAGGGCGUCGUCUCCUGCCACCCUGAGCACCACCUGCAUCCAACGUGCCACAGAAGCCCACCAACCAGCACCCAACCACCCUCCCCAGCCAGCACGUCAACCUCAAUUUACUCCUUUGACCUCCAGACCCCCGCCCCCUAGCCUUACAAUAAGACCAUCUGAAACAGCUCUGUUUGUGUGAGUGGCAGUCCACUAAAGGGCUGGUGGGUUGAUUGCUGGUAGUGGCUCUUGGGAUAGAGGGACCCAAGAUCUUCAACUUUAGUGACACCUGACUCUCUCCACACUGGAGUCAUCCAUAGGGACAAGGGCAUUACCCCUGGGAGCUGCCCUUUGUGCACUGAGGCCUCUUUCAGGGCCCACACUAGCAUCUUCCAGGGGUCCCUUCUCCCAAGGACCAAGGGCACCAAGGGAUGAGGAGCUCCUUUGGGUUGUGGUCUUUAGUUUUGCACUGGCUAUUCCCUCUGCUCCUGGAUACCAGCAAGCUUUUAUCCAAAUGUCACCUGCUCCAUAAGGAUUCCUUGGCUGACCCUGUCACUGUGUUUCUUCCCUUGCCUUACCAUCAGCCUCUUGUCACCUCCACAAUGGUAAGAAUUCACCUCCUGCACAGUGCCUGCCUGGCAAGC